AUGCUAAAUGCGUGUUGUGGGCCCGCAGAGGAGAUAGGUGAGAGCACUGUCAGCCACCACUUCGUAGUGCAGGCACACCCUUGGCUACUCCCACCUCCAAAGUGGCUGGAAUGGCCACCAGAGAAACAGACCAGGUUAAAGUUAAAAAUGGUCAUGAGCAACUGGAUUAUUAGGAAAGCUCUAACAGAGGAAAAACAAGUGUCCACAAAGACAUCUGCAGCAGAUCUCGUGACAGAAACUGAUCAUUUUGUGGAAAAUUUAAUUAUUUCUGUUCUGAAAGAGAAGUUUCCCUCCCACAGGUUUAUUGCAGAAGAAUCCACUGCUGCAGGUUCAAAAUGUGUCCUCACCGACAGUCCGACCUGGAUUAUUGACCCUGUUGAUGGAACGUGCAACUUUGUGCACAGAUUUCCAACAGUGGCAGUGAGCAUUGGAUUUGCUGUUAACAAAGAGCUUGAAUUUGGUGUAAUUUACCACUGCACUGAAGAACGAUUAUACACUGGUAGAAGAGGUCAAGGGGCAUUUUGUAAUGACAAAAGGCUUCAGGUAUCAAAAGAGACAGAUAUCUCGAAGGCCUUAAUUUUAACAGAAAUUGGUCCAAAACGUGACCCUGCAACAUUGAAAUUGUUCCUUGGUAACAUUGAGAGAUUGCUCAAGGCCCAAGCACAUGGGGUCCGUGUCAUUGGGAGCUCGACGCUGGCCCUGUGCCACUUGGCGUCCGGCGCUGCAGACGCCUAUUACCAGUUUGGGUUGCACUGCUGGGACCUGGCAGCGGCCACUGUCAUCAUCAGAGAGGCAGGUGGCACUGUGAUAGACACUUCAGGGGGACCUCUGGAUCUUAUGUCCUGCCGAGUGAUUGCUGCAGGCACGAGAGAGAUGGCCAUGUUCAUAGCUCAGGAAAUACAAACUAUUCACUACCGACGGGACGACGAGAAUUAAAUACUCAUUGUGCGGAGCUUGCCCUCCUGAACCAUGUAACGUUUGCAAGAUGGGUGUCUUGGAAGGGUACGUGAUUUCAGCAGGAUGAUUUCUGUGGAGAUUUUCUGUGUCAAAUAUUUUUUAUAAAUUUAUUACCAUGUGGGAAGGCAUAGGGAGAUUUUUAGACCUCUAAGAAUCGUGUUUCCUUUUUAAUAUGUAUCUCUUUCAGCAGUAUCUUUU
Molecule: messenger RNA, 1155 nt
Organism: Cyanistes caeruleus (blue tit)
Lineage: Eukaryota; Metazoa; Chordata; Aves; Passeriformes; Paridae
Source: RefSeq, a predicted model, not a curated record